AUGAAGCUGAUUGGUGAUUUGAAGAAGGAAUUAGCAAAGUCCUUUGAAAUGAAGGAUUUGGGCCUUGCGAAAAAAAUUUUGGGCAUGCAGAUCAUGCGAGACCGAAAAUCCAAGAGGUUAUGGUUAUCGCAAGAACGUCAGAGCGCAUUGGAUUUGAGUAAGAAUGCGAUGUACCACUCUCGCACGAAGCACAUUGAUGUCAGAUAUCAUUGGCUACGUCAAGCAAUGAAAGAACAACAGUUCAAGUUGGAAAAGAUUCACACUGACGAUAAUCCUGCUGACAUGAUGAAGAAAGUUGUAACAGGGGGAAAGCUUCAGCUUUGUGCCGAGUUGAUCGACAUGGAAUGCAUGUGA
Molecule: messenger RNA, 354 nt
Organism: Striga hermonthica
Lineage: Eukaryota; Viridiplantae; Streptophyta; Magnoliopsida; Lamiales; Orobanchaceae
Source: the annotation of a GenBank genome assembly